AUUCCAUCUAGCAUUCUUAUCCCUUUAAGCAACUUAAUCAUUUGCCCGGGUAUCCUUCCUUAUGUUUGUCGCUUUUUGCAGUUCUGUGUCGAAUAUAAAUUGUCGACUUUUUUUUUUAACUUCAUUCGGUCUGAGCUCUCGUUCGUCUUAGUAACAGCUUGAAAACGUUUGCUUUUCUUGUGGUGUGCGGUGUCGUCUUUAGCUAUUGGGAAAAGAUGCGAUUGCUUGCCUUUGCUAUUGCUUUGGCUACUAGUAUCUGCAGUGUACAGGCACAACGUCCAGGAGACAAUGGCUUCAAACAGAGGUGGUUUUUGAAUGUCACUGUGGGGGGUGUAUUCGAUGAAAUUCCUCAAUGCGCGAAAGCAUGCACUCUUGGGUAUCUUGAAAUGACCGGGUGUAAUCCCCUUGACCCCUCGUGUUUCUGCCCAAUUCCAGAUAUUGCACAGGGUCUUGAUACUUGCCUUGCGUGGUUCUGUCCAGUACUUGGUUACUACGGUUCGUUUGGUUCACAAAGCCCUUCUAUCAAAACAGUCAUGUUAACGAUAGUAACAGAGGGACUUUACUUAUACCACUCCACGUGCAACUCUCCGAUCCGAAAUCAAGCAACCCCACUAUUCAACGAGGUGAUUACCGUAGCUUCUAUCGCUUUUGCAGCCCUGAUACUACGAUUCACCACACGCUUGCCACCUCUCUCUGUCGAGUGGGGCAUUGACGAUUGGCUCGCAGUAGCACUUGUGCCAGUAGCUGCAGCCUAUCUUGCAGUUAUACUCUUGGCAAUUGAUUCUGGCCUAGGUCAAGAUGCCUGGAUGCUCAAACCCCAAAAGGUUACUGACGUGGUCAAAGAACUUGGCUACGUCACGCUCACCUUCAUGACCAAAAUCACCGUCCUAGCCUUUUACCUCCGAGUCUUCCCAAUGGGCCGGGUCCACCAACUCUCCUACCUCUUCAUCGGAAUAUGCACAUGCCUACUGAUAUCGAUAUUCCUAGCCCAUCUCCUCCAAUGCCUCCCAGUCUCCUUCGUCUGGCAACAGUGGCAAGGCACCCUGAUACCCCAGCCCCCAAACCCAAUCUGUAGCGUACAACGCAACAACCUAAACUACGCCUUCAACAUCACAAACGUCAUCAUGGACGGCAUCAUCACUGUGCUGCCCAUCCCCAGAUUACUCCAACUGAAAAUCACCUGGCAGAGAAAACUAGGCGUUUUACUUGUUUUCUGCGUCGGUUUCCUUAUAACAGGUACAUCCGUAACCAGAAUAGCAAUCCUCCUCCAAUCCGACUUUUCCUACAACAGAUCCUGGUCCAACAUCCCCGUCGUAAAAUGGUCCGCCAUCGAAGCCUUCCUCAGCAUCGCCGUAACAUGUUUCCCGCAAAUCCACUACCUUGCCAAGCGCAUCAUCGGUAUCUGGUAUAAACCAGGUGAUGCGACUCAGCAGCAGCAUGGUAGUGGUAGUAAAGCGACGUUUGGGUCGUCGUCGAAUGCGGGGAAUUCGUUCAAGGCGAAGGGGUUGGCGGCGUAUGAGAAUAUUGAGAUUGACUUUAUUGACUUGUGCAUUUGGCGUGAAGACACCGCUGGAAUAUUAUUCCAGAACAGCCACACGCACGUGCCCAAGUGCACAUGUACAUUUUCGUGCGAAGAAUUUUGA
Molecule: messenger RNA, 1643 nt
Organism: Bipolaris sorokiniana ND90Pr
Lineage: Eukaryota; Fungi; Ascomycota; Dothideomycetes; Pleosporales; Pleosporaceae
Exons: 8
Coding region: 216-1643 (475 amino acids)
Source: RefSeq, a predicted model, not a curated record